CUCCGGGCGCGAUGCAGAGAGCCGGAGGCGGCGGCGCUCCCGGGGCCAGCGGCGGGGGCGGCGGGGUCCCAGGCACUGCCUUCUCCAUCGACUCCCUGAUCGGGCCGCCGCCGCCGCGCUCUGGCCACUUGCUCUACACCGGCUACCCCAUGUUCAUGCCCUACCGGCCGCUCGUGCUGCCGCAGGCGCUGGCCCCGGCGCCGCUGCCCGCCGGCCUCCCGCCCCUCGCCCCGCUCGCCUCCUUCGCCGGCCGCCUUACCAACACCUUCUGUGCGGGKCUGGGCCAGGCCGUGCCCUCGAUGGUGGCGCUGACCACCGCGCUGCCCAGCUUCGCCGAGCCGCCCGACGCCUUCUACGGGCCCCCGGAGCUCGCCGCCGCCGCCGCUGCCGCCACUGCCACGCGAAACAACCCGGAGCAGGGCGGCCGACGCCCGGAGGGCGGGCUGGAAGCCGACGAGCUGCUGCCGGCCCGGGAGAAAGUGGCAGAGCCCCCGCCGCCCCCGCCUGCGCACUUCUCAGAGACUUUCCCAAGUCUGCCGGCAGAGGGGAAGGUGUACAGCUCAGACGAGGAGAAGCUGGAGGCCCCAGCGGGAGACCCAGCAGGCAGCGAGCAGGAGGAGGAGGGCUCAGGCGGUGACAGCGAGGACGACAGUUUCCUGGACAGUUCUGCAGGGGGCCCUGGGGCUCUUCUGGGACCUAAACCGAAGCUAAAGGGAAGCCUGGGGACUGGAGCUGAGGAGGGGACACCGGUGACCACGGGGGUCAGUGCCCCCGGGGGGAAAAGCCGGCGGCGCCGAACGGCCUUCACCAGCGAGCAGCUCCUGGAACUGGAGAAGGAGUUCCACUGCAAGAAGUACCUGAGCCUGACGGAGCGCUCCCAGAUCGCCCACGCCCUCAAGCUCAGCGAGGUGCAGGUCAAGAUCUGGUUCCAGAACCGCCGGGCCAAGUGGAAGCGCAUCAAAGCCGGCAACGUGAGCAGCCGUUCUGGGGAGCCUGUCAGGAACCCCAAAAUCGUUGUGCCCAUACCUGUGCACGUCAACAGGUUCGCUGUGCGCAGCCAACACCAGCAAAUGGAGCAGGGGGCCCGGCCCUGA
Urocitellus parryii (Arctic ground squirrel) is the source of this 1094-nucleotide messenger RNA. RefSeq names its product gastrulation brain homeobox 1 (gene Gbx1). Gene Ontology annotation, biological process: regulation of transcription by RNA polymerase II; regulation of nervous system development. NCBI's taxonomy places the organism in Eukaryota, Metazoa, Chordata, Mammalia, Rodentia, Sciuridae. The record is from RefSeq and is a predicted model, not a curated record. Gene Ontology annotation, molecular function: RNA polymerase II transcription regulatory region sequence-specific DNA binding; DNA-binding transcription factor activity, RNA polymerase II-specific. Gene Ontology annotation, cellular component: nucleus.